AAACCCUAGCUUAUUCACACACCCUCGAGUUUCCUCCCUCUGCGUCUCUACUCGAAGAAAGCUCGCCCCCACAGCUCCAAAAUGAUUAUGUCAGAGGAAAACCGCAGAGAAAUCUGCAAGUACCUUUUCAAAGAAGGAGUUUUGUUCGCGAAGAAAGACUUCAACCUAGCGAAGCACCCUUUGAUUGAGUCGGUACCGAACCUGCAAGUGAUCAAGCUGAUGCAAUCCUUCAAGUCCAAGGAGUACGUUAGGGAGACGUUCGCCUGGAUGCAUUACUAUUGGUUUCUCACCAACGAAGGGAUUGAGUUCUUGAGGACUUACCUCAACCUUCCUUCUGAUGUUGUUCCCGCUACUCUGAAGAAGUCUGCUAAGCCCAUUGGGCGUCCCUUUGGUGGUGGCCCACCUGGCGAUCGCCCAAGAGGACCUAGGUUUGAAGGUGGAGACCGUCCUAGGUACGGUGACCGUGAUGGGUACCGCCGUGGUGGUGAAGGUGAAAAGGGUGGAGCUCCAGCUGAUUACCAGCCUUCUUUCCAGGGAAGUGGUGGUAGGCCUGGUUUUGGCCGUGGUGCUGGAGGUUACAGCGCGGCUGCACCAUCUGGUUCAGGCUUGCCUUGAAAGAGAAAUGGUUUUUAGUCGACAGUAAGAGGCUAUGGAGGACUUGUUUCAGCUUUUAAUUUUGCUUUUGUAAUUCGAAUUCUGGAGUAUCUUCAUGUUUUUUUUAUCUGAGUUAAGUUUCGUUGUUGGAGCAAACAUCCGUUCUUAAAUUAAUGUUUCCCUUCCAUCU
Brassica oleracea var. oleracea is the source of this 784-nucleotide messenger RNA. Its product is annotated as 40S ribosomal protein S10-3-like. The transcript is spliced from 5 exons. The record is from RefSeq and is a predicted model, not a curated record. The coding region runs from base 82 to 615 and encodes 177 amino acids. Gene Ontology annotation, molecular function: structural constituent of ribosome; RNA binding. Gene Ontology annotation, cellular component: cytosolic small ribosomal subunit. NCBI's taxonomy places the organism in Eukaryota, Viridiplantae, Streptophyta, Magnoliopsida, Brassicales, Brassicaceae.